Molecule: messenger RNA, 593 nt
Organism: Drosophila erecta
Lineage: Eukaryota; Metazoa; Arthropoda; Insecta; Diptera; Drosophilidae
Product: cystatin-like protein
Exons: 2
Coding region: 140-457 (105 amino acids)
Molecular function (GO): cysteine-type endopeptidase inhibitor activity
Source: RefSeq, a predicted model, not a curated record
AUUUAAAUAACAACCAUGCAAGCUUUCACUCCACCGAAAGCUCCAGCAGCUGGCUCACAAUCGUCGAGACUGAAGCGUCAACGUAGUGAUAUCAUUUCACGCUUUGGGUUUGCUUCUGUUGAGUUUUGCUGCCAUCGCCAUGUCCGUCGGUCCAAUUGUGGGCGGGAUCAGUCCGCUGGAGGGGGAGAGGAGGAAGGAGGCUCUGGAACUCCUGGACGCCACCCUCGCACAGCUGGCCACCGGAGAUGGUCCCAGCUACAAGGCACUUAAUGUGACCUCUGUGACGGGUCAGGUCGUAGCUGGAACACUCUACACCUACGAGGUCCAGCUGGAUAAUGGAUCCGAGCAAAAGCAGGGCACCGUGAAGAUCUGGACACAGCCCUGGCUGAAGGAGAACGGCACCAACAUCAAUAUCAAGUUUCCGGGCGAGGACGGCGAACUGGACCGUACCUGGUAGAAGGAUUUACCCCAGACCAGCAAUUUAACUUAACAAUAACUCUAGUUGAGAUCACAAAUGUUACUGGGCAAAAGAUUUUGUUCCAAUUCGCCUGUUACUGUACAAUAUAUAUUCGGUUAUUUAUAGAGAAAGAGGA